Xenopus laevis (African clawed frog) is the source of this 2305-nucleotide messenger RNA. It is a transcript of the gene star.S, whose product is annotated as steroidogenic acute regulatory protein S homeolog. NCBI's taxonomy places the organism in Eukaryota, Metazoa, Chordata, Amphibia, Anura, Pipidae. Gene Ontology annotation, biological process: regulation of steroid biosynthetic process; steroid biosynthetic process; cholesterol metabolic process. Gene Ontology annotation, cellular component: mitochondrion; mitochondrial matrix; mitochondrial outer membrane. Gene Ontology annotation, molecular function: cholesterol binding; lipid binding; cholesterol transfer activity. The record is from RefSeq and is marked provisional.
CACAGCUGAAAGGCACAAACCUGCCUGGGACAUUGGGAUAAGGAUAUAAGUUGGGCACAGUCUUGUGCUUGAGGCCAACAACAAACUUUGAAGCAUCUUAGUAGCUUGAGACCAUUGACCCACCUAUUGCUGCCAGCCCCUGACCAGCUAACGACUGCCAUACAUCAAGCCAUGCUGCCUGCCACCUUCAAGCUCUGUGCUGGAAUUUCCUACAGGCACUUGCGCAACAUGACAGGACUCAGAAGAACAGCCGCUGUCGCACUCACCCACGAAUUGGAAAAACUUGCCCUUGUGGGACCAGGGCCAAGCAAAUGGAUAAACCAGGUCCGAAGGAAAAGCAUUUUACUGAGUUCAAGGCUUGAAGAGAAAACAUUGAAUGACAUAGAGAUGUCGUACAUAAAACAGGGCGAAGAGGCUUUAAAAAAGUCCAUGAAUAUUCUGGGAGACCAAGAUGGAUGGAAGACUGAAAUUGUUAUGGAGAACGGAGAUAAGGUGCUAAGUAAAGUUCUCCCAGACAUCGGGAAAGUUUUCAAGUUGGAAGCGGUUGUGGAAAAGCCCCUGGACAACGUGUAUGGAGAACUGGUGGACAACAUGGAAAAAAUGGGGGAAUGGAACCCAAAUGUCAAGGAAGUCAAGAUCUUGCAGAAGAUUGGGAAGAACACUGUGAUAACACAUGAGAAAGCAGCAGAGACAGCUGGGAAUAUUGUGGGGGCCCGGGAUUUUGUCAGUGUGAGGUGCAGUAAGAGGAGAGGAUCCACCUGCAUCCUAGCUGGCAUGUCAACAAGAUUUGGUGGAAUGCCGGAACAGAAGGGAUAUGUCAGGGGAGAGAAUGGUCCCACCUGUAUGGUCCUAAGGCCCCUGGCGGAAGACGUAUCUAAGACCAAAUUAACUUGGCUCCUUAGCAUUGACUUGAAGGGGUGGCUGCCAAAAUCAAUCAUCAACCAAGUUCUGUCCCAGACACAAGUGGAUUUUGCCAAACAUCUCCGAAGCAGAAUGGCUUCUUCCAGCACAGCCCUGUCCCUCUGUUAAAAGCUGUACAGCGCCUCCCCUAGGAUUCUCCACGCCGAGCGUCUACUCCUGAUGCUACCGCACUCCCUAAAAGUAGAUUCCCUGUAUUCCAGGCUGUGCCAUGGACAUCUGUCUCCAACAACAAGGUGACCUCAGAAAGUCUCCAGGAUUCUGGACCUUGUAGGGACACUUCAAAGCACCAUAAAUCUUCAUACAAUAUGAUUCAUUUUCAUUAUCUGUUGCAAAACACACUGUUCGUAUCCUGGGAUGACUAUACAGUCCAUAUUAAAGGAAUUGUUCAGUGUAAAAAAACAAAACAAUGGGUAAAUAUUAAAAAAAAAAGUUUCUAAUAGAGUUAGUUAGGCAAAAAUGUAAUCUAUAAAGAUGGGAGUGACUGGAUGUCAAGCAUAAUAGCCAGAACCCAACUUCCUGCUUUGCAGCUCUCUUGGUUUCCACUGAUUGGUUACCAGGCAGUAACCAAUCAGUGACUUGAGGGGGCCACAUGGGUCAUGACAGUUUGCUUUUGAAUCUGAGCUGAAUGCUAAGGAUCAAUUGCAAACUCACUGAACAGUUAUGUCCCUUGUGGUCCCCCUUAUAGUCACUGACUAACUCAGAGUUAGAGAGCUGAAAAGCAGGAAGUGGUGUUCUGGUGAAUUAUUUUAGACAUCCAGUCUGUCCAGCCUUUAUACAUUAAAUUGUUGGCUAAUUAACUAUAUUAGAAACAUUUUUUUUAUUUUGCACAGCCUAUUUAUCCAGUUUUUAUUUUUACACUGAACUGUUCCUUUAAGUUCAAGCCACCAAACUGGAGAGAAGGUUAGAGCUGAGGACCCUGUCUCUGGUGGAUGACAGUAGCAGGGCUGCUUUUCAACAUAUUUCUAGGCAUUGAUCAUAGGCAAACUGAGUGCUGGGAACUUCACUGACCUGCUUCAAAACUCCAAACAGGUUCAUCCAUACUCACAAAGGGAUCUCUAGCAAUUCCCAGAGCAGACACUUUCAAAAUAGGUUUGAAUUUAUAGUUAAAUGCAUAGUUUACGUUUAAAGGGGUUGUUCACCUUAACUUUCAGUAUGAUGUAGAGAGCAAUAUUCUAAGACCAUUUGAAAUUGGUUUUCAUUUUGUAUUAUUUGUAGUGUUUGUGUUAUUUGUUUUUUGUAUUCAGCAGCUCUUCAGUUUGCACUAGCAUCUGGUUGCUAGGGUCCAAGUUACCCUAACAACCAUGCAUUGAGUUGAAUAAGAGAUUGGAAUAUUAAUAGGAGAGGCCUAAAUAGAAAGAUGUGUAAUAAAAAGUAGCAAUAACAA